AUGGCCCGCCCCAAAAAGGCCAAGGCGGCGCCGGCGCCGGCGCCGCCGGCCGUCUGCGAGGCGCUGCUGCUGGCGACCGUCUGCAUGGUCGGCCUCCCCGUUGAGGUCCAGGUCCGCGACGGAUCCGCCUACGCCGGCGUCUUCCACACCGCCUCCCUCGACGCCGGAUACGGUGUUGUGCUAAAGAAAGCAAGGAAGAUUGCAAACGGAAAGGACAAUGCCAAUCUAGUGCUGGGAGCUUUUGUGGACACUCUUGUUGUUCUCCCAGAUGAUCUUGUGCAAGUGAUUGCAAAGGACUUCUCCCUUGCUACUAAAGAUAUUUCUAAAACUAGUGCUUGUGAUGUGGUGGCAGCCAGUGGAUUGACGCAGCCUCAAACUUCACAUUUGGGAGACCCAAAAGCAUCCAGACAGGUUGAGAAGUGCAGCAGGCUGUGUCAGAAUAGUGAUAACCCCACUGGGAAAAUUGCUCCAAUGAACAGUAAUGCUGCAAAUGUCUGCUCUCCAAUUGAACAUAUAGUGCCAAAUUGGAAUGCAAUUCCAACUUCUGCUGAUAUUGGAUCAAAAGAGGGAAAUGUUGUUAAUUCAGUUUUAGCUACUCCUGUGGUAGCUUCAAAUGUUAAAACAUCUCAACCCAUCAACAAUUCAUCUAUUAAAGCUGUCAUGUCAAGCAAAACCACUGCUAAGGAAUCCAAACUCAAUCCCCAUGCUAAGGUCUUCGCUCCAUCUUUUGCAAGUUCCAGACCAGUACUUGCAGCUGCAUCCCCCGUUAACCCAAACUAUAUCUCAAACUCGGUCUCUGGAGUUCCAACUGGUGUACCUGUAUUUCAAACUCACUCGCAUCCAGGCAGUUCGUCUCUAUCCAGCAAGGUUGUUCAUUAUAAUAACCUGGCUCCUGGAAACUUUGGAAUGUCACCUCAAUAUGUUCAAUCAGUUGUGGGGCAUAAUGUCGGAAGGCUAGAUCCUGCAAGACUCGGUACACCAUAUCACCCCUUGCAAGUGGGAUCAACCUAUAUCAGCCCUAGUCCUCAGCCUAUGGUCGAUGGGAAAUUCAGUCCUGUUGUUUAUGUUCAUCCAGUUUCUCAGGAUGCUAUGCGUGGAACACCAGUUAUGUCCCAAGUAUGGCCUCGCCCUUUGCUGUUGAACUCGCAUCAAGGUAGCUUGCAAAAGUUUCAAGCAGGCACUGCCCCGUUCUUUGGGGCUCCGCCAGUCAUGGCAACUGGGAACCUGCCCAUGGUGAUGCCGAGCCCUGCAACGCUUGUGCAGCCAUUCCAGGCCAUUCAUCCAAUCAUGGUUCCUUCCGCGACCAGUAUGUAUCCGGGCAAAUACAUGUAA
Triticum turgidum subsp. durum (durum wheat) is the source of this 1332-nucleotide messenger RNA. The record is from the annotation of a GenBank genome assembly. Lineage: Eukaryota; Viridiplantae; Streptophyta; Magnoliopsida; Poales; Poaceae.